GGAGGAGUUCGAGGAUAUGUUCCUAGGUUCUGCCGUCAAAGCUGUGCACGUUCGUUCCCUGUAGCUGGCUAUCGACCUAUUUCUAGCCAUAUCUCGUGCAAAGCACAGGAAAUAAAACGCGUGUGCUUAGAACUCGGUGGUCUGAGCAAAGCGCAAAAAAUAAGAGGGAAAGGGGUGACCCGGCUCGCUCUAGCCUGCGAGCAAGCUCUCCAUCUUGGGAAUAUCGUGAAAAGUAG
Messenger RNA from Porites evermanni, 236 nucleotides. NCBI's taxonomy places the organism in Eukaryota, Metazoa, Cnidaria, Anthozoa, Scleractinia, Poritidae. The record is from the annotation of a GenBank genome assembly.